This is a messenger RNA of Beauveria bassiana ARSEF 2860, 1776 nucleotides long. RefSeq lists its product as uncharacterized. Lineage: Eukaryota; Fungi; Ascomycota; Sordariomycetes; Hypocreales; Cordycipitaceae. Bases 1 to 1776 code for a protein of 591 amino acids. The record is from RefSeq and is a predicted model, not a curated record. The transcript has 2 exons.
AUGCAUACGACUGCGGCUCUACAACUUAGUGAGGAUGCUGCGCGUUGCGACGCUCCAGUGCCUGCGUCAGUCAGCGACGUUGCCCGCCUCGACGAUAGACAGCUGUGCGACUGGAUGGCGAAUCAUCGCCAGCUGGAUGGCAGUGUCGAGCUUCAGUUGGAUGGUUGGGACAAAUUGCCAACAGAGGCGAGAAGCCAGCUGGCUAGGCGGUUGACAGCCACCCAUGCAACAAUAGCCACUCCUCCAAGGCAAGAUCUCGGCUUUGAACUCGACCUCGACUACCUUAAUCGUCGCGUCUGCCAGUUGUCGGACAGCCGUGAUGCUCUGUUGCCAACGGUCCUCGAGCGAGCGACAAGAGAACAGACAGCAGACACGAAUAGCCAGACGCAAGCUGGCGAGGACGAUUCGGCGAUUGCAGAGACGGACGCCUAUCAUCGACUUGUCGACGACGGAGGCAGACCGCUUUACUCGAUCGAUUCCCUAGGGCGGGUCCUACAGAAUCCGGACGAGUACCAAGAGAUGCUUCGGCCCUUUUGGAGUCAUCCUCGCAAUACCCAUAGCGCCGACCACGUCUUUCAAAAACAGCGAGAUCGAUGGAGAGACUUUCGUAGCUGGCAGCUGGAUAAUAGAGGUCUUAGUGAUCCCGCCGACGCCUUCGAUGCCCAUGUACGCGAGUACCGGGACAUGUUGAAGAAAUACGGCUUUCUACAAGAAUUGGCCAAGUUGGACUCGGAUCCAUCGUACCUCAAACGGCCCAGAAGUCCUUGGGCGUACCACGAAAAAAGGCGCCACUGGCAGCGCCGCCACCAGAUUGAGCCUGGCUGCAGUGGGUUUGAUGACUACAAGACGGCUUUCGGGGCUCGUCUAUCGCGGCAUGGACAUCUCUUGUCCGACCUGCAGCUCAAGGAGAACCCUAGGCAACAAGACGCGUUGACAACAUGGGCAGAGUACCUCUGCUUCGAGUACUGGUGGCAUGAUUACUACCUCGCGCGCCUGAGGCAUCUGAAGCCGGAAUAUGACAGGGCAUGCGCCAGGCUACACGAUCGGGGCAUACUACAGCCCGGCCAAGACGGAGACCUUGUCGAAACGGAUGCGUACCGCCUGCGCCUGUGCGGAGAGUUGAAAAGCACCUCGGCGGCCCUCACAGCGGCCAGGUCCGAAGUCGAAAGGGCUUGCCAGCCGCGUGGCACGGCGACGAGUGCGCCACAUCAAAUUUGGACGGCUGCGAAAGAGCGACUUGAAGAUGCCGAAUCGGCCAGGAAGCGUGCGGUCCAGCGCGAAACAACUAUUGACGAAUUUCUUCGACAGACUCGUGCCUAUAGAAAAUCGCAGGGCGAUGUUGCAAAACAACCGAUUCUCAUUGAAUGGGUACAGAAUCAGCUGCUUCUGAUCCAGACGGAGAUGAUUUCGGCAACUCGGCAACCGCCACGGCGCAGCAAAAGAAAGCGUCGCCUCGCCGACGACGACCUAGAAAGCCAAACGGCCAACAAAUAUGCGGCUUUGGAAGCAGCGCCUGCUGAGCCGCCGCAUACCAGCACCACGCCAGCUGUGGUGCCACAGCGACGAAUUCUGCGAGCGCGGAACACCAAGCAACUGGCCAAUGACGAGCCUCUAGAUACAGCCAACGACGCGCAGCGACUGCGACGCGUCCUGGCCGGUCCAGCGCAGGGCCUGCGUCGCAGCGCAAGGAUUCAAGCACGCAAAAUUUCCUCAGAUGCUGACGAUGCCACUACACCAUCCAGAAAUAGCGUGCAUCCCGGCCGCAUGCAACGGUGA